AUGCCCGACGAAGAUACUUUGGCGAGCACCGCGCAUCCUAGUAUCACAAAGACACUUUGGCGCUACAGCAUCUAUGCUCAAGAGGAGAGAAAGGCGUUCAAGACGGCUGAUAUCUGGGUUGACCUCCUAUUUCCGUACUUUCUCGUCGAGGAUAUCAUCAGGAUCCGACAAGUCAACAAAUGGUUCUACAUUAUCACUCACCAACCAGUCAUCUGGAAACGAUUCCUGAAACGCAUCCGGAUUCCUACCCCGCACCUCCGCCCAACAUUCGACUACGUAGCCAACGUCGAGAAAUACGAAAUCGAGACUGUAGUAGUCACCGCCUGCGCAAUGGAGCGCGCGUGGCGGGGCAACUUUCCCAAAAUACGCAGCGAGCGCAUUUUGACCAGCCAGAGCAAGGUCGUCGACCUCAAGCUGCUCCCGGGCGGCAAGUUCCUCGUCGCAUCGAUUAAGGAUCGUUGCAAUUACCGGUUCUUUAUUAAUGUGUACGCUUUGGAUGUCAUGCAUGGUUCCAGGCUUAUUGCCCGUUUCCCGACUUAUUAUAAAGCCUAUGAUCUUCAAGCCAAGUAUAUGGAUUACAAGUCUGUCCCGGGCAUCAUGAUAUAUUAUACACGACGAAGGUUCAGAGGCGGGGUGCCUGCAAAUUUCAUGGAAAACAUUAACGAUUUUAAUCCACGAAAUCGAUAUCCAGUACCCCAUCCUCUGACUUAUGAAGCAUUCUGCAUCCACAUGCCAUUGGAGCCAGUCGAAAAGCUGAUUCACCCAGAUCUCGACCCCAUAACCAAGCGGUUCUCCUACUUGGGAAUCACAAGGCGUCUCGACCGUCCUUUCAUCGAUGCAUUGCGGUGGAGAUCGACCUCGGAAAUUCACUCGCCCUCGCUUCAGAACAUCAACGAUACCCCUUCAGUCAUCUUCGUAGAAGACGACGUAGGAUCUACAACUAUUCAAAUCGUCAACAUCAACGGCCUCUUUCGUGUCUCCAUCAUCUGCAAGGAACACCCCGCCUUUGUAGGCAUCCCCCAUCGCAUCCGCGCCGUUCGCUAUCUUCCAUGCCAAAAAGGUCUCCUGGUCAUCCGCACCCUCUGCACCAACCCCGCGCCCAAUCCAGAUGCUCAAGUCAUCAUCCUGUUCGAAAUAUACGACAUGCCCUCCGACGAAGGCGUCCACAUCCUGGACCCCAUCGAACAAUGGGAGCGCCAAGACACAUGGCAGCUAGACGGCGAAUUCGUCAUCUCCGACGCCGAGUUCGGCAAAGCCAACGAGGAGCAUCCGGACGUCAUCCUGCGCGACGCAGGCCCGCCCACCAUCUGGGUCUUCGCGCCGUCCGCGAACCCGAAAGGCUGCGCGUACUGGUGGAUCAGGGCGCAGCGCACCGCGCACGGCUGGCGCUACUCGGAGACGGACUCUACCUCGCACCACCAUGCCAACGACAAGUUCCACGAACGCGCGCUGCCCGGUGCGUUCCGCACGCUCUUUCUUGAGAUCAACGAUGAUAUCUCAGAGGCCAAGUUCCUCAAGCGCAUGCGCCGGUUCCAGUGGCCGGAAAAACGUCUGGGGAGGAUAAAUCCUAACCCUUUGGCUAAUAUAACGUAUCCGAUCACUGAAGUCCCAGCAGAGAACUCGCGGGCGUUGGACGACAUCAUGUUUUCUGAAGAUGUCGGGCAUGAUAUUAACCGCGGGGGAGGUCUUGUCGCCUCGGCUUGGGACGAGACCAGCGGCAAGAUCUGCGUCGCUGCGGAGAACGAAGAUUUUAUCAGGCUGCUGGAUAUUGCCCCAGUUGUCGAGCCUCACCUUCGCCUUGCUCAUAAAUGGGAACUCAAAGUCAUUGAAGAUGAUACAUUGGAGCCGCCCAAGCAGGCCGACCAAGUCAUGUCACUCCCUCCUCCCCCAUCGCCAAGCAUCCUCCAGUCACUCGACUUUAUAUCGUUUUUGCGCUACAGCAUACUGUAA
Psilocybe cubensis is the source of this 1950-nucleotide messenger RNA. RefSeq lists its product as uncharacterized. The coding region runs from base 1 to 1950 and encodes 649 amino acids. The record is from RefSeq and is a predicted model, not a curated record. The transcript is spliced from 4 exons. NCBI's taxonomy places the organism in Eukaryota, Fungi, Basidiomycota, Agaricomycetes, Agaricales, Agrocybaceae.